GACCUCAUGCGUAAAUGUUUUUGUUUUCAUUCAUCGCUCAUCAGGCGACCCGAGAAGAAGCUCCGCUCGGAAUAUUUCUUUUUCUGAGAAAGCUUAGUUUUUUGUGUAUCACAGUUUACCUGGUUUUUAUUGCUGGAACGUGAUGAUGGAAUCCAGUGGAAUUGAGGAAUUGGGUGGUGUUAGUCAGCACAUGGAAAACUUGCUAAACAGCAGAUACGGAGCGGAUGUGACGGUCCUCGUGCAAGGAAGACGAUUUGAGACCCAUAAAGCGAUUUUGGCGUCAAGGAGUCCCUAUUUUAAAAAUUUGUUCGGCGACGACCACAAGUCAUCUCCUACGGAGGUGGAGCUCAAAGACACUUACGCGGACUCAUUCAAAUCCGUCCUGUCGUUUUUGUACACCGGCAAGUUGGACACUACGAAAAUGCACGUUUUGCAAUUGAUCGACAUUUUCGGACUCGCCCACCGUCUUCAUCUCGAAGAACUGGUCGAAAGAGUGGAAGAAAUCAUGUUAUCCUCUCUCAAAUUGGAGAAUCUUGUUUCCUUGUGGAAUUGCGUCGAGAAAGUUCGUGAGUUCCUGGCCGCGAAACCCUUGCGAAAAUCGCCUGUUCAGGUAUUCCUUGCCUGCGUGGAUUGGAUCAAAUCCAACAACAUAAAUCAGCCUGAUAUGCUGCUGAAAUACUUGAGUUUCAAGCGAAUGACGGUCAAAGAACUGUUGACCAUAGUCAGACCCACGGGUUACCUUCAAGACAAAACCCUGCUGGACAUAAUCCAAGUUUAUGGUGAAGGGAAGGUCCAAUGGAACCAUGAGAAAGAAGUUGUAGUCGAAUGCACUUCCCGGUUCGAGAACUCCGGGUCGUAUCAGCGGAAGCAAACACAAAGAGCGUCGAAAAUUACCAAAUCCUGCACGUUGAUACAACGAACAAGCAUGAUAACAGGGGCUACUGAGUACCUCGUGACGUGCGAAGAUGACGAGGCAUGUUAA
This is a messenger RNA of Notodromas monacha, 982 nucleotides long. The record is from the annotation of a GenBank genome assembly. Lineage: Eukaryota; Metazoa; Arthropoda; Ostracoda; Podocopida; Cyprididae.